AUGUCUCUCACUGUCCCGAAGAGCCCAGCUGUCCCUCUACCACACUCUGCCCCGUUACCCACCCUACCGAAACCUUGGGUUCUGCCGGUGGGCAGGAAGGUCCCGCCCCACGAGAAGCGCAGGGUUUCCCGCUUUCCCCACGCAGGUCCCUAUCCCCGUACAUUUCGGAGAAGGCAGCAUUUUCCCCAUUCCUCCUUCCAGGGCACUGAAUCCCCCCGCUCGCAGCCGAGAGGACCGGCCCGGGCAGAGCAUCCGCCGGGGCCGCGGGCGGGGCCGGGGAGGAGCCGGCGCUGCCCCGGGGCCGCCGCCUCGCUCCCGCAUCGCCGGGGGCCGGGCCGGGCGCCAGGGGCGGUGCUGGCGGCCGGGAGGGACGGAGCGAGCCCGCCGAGCCGAGCCGAGCCCCGCGGGCGGGACGCAGCCCGCAGGAUGUCGCCGCUCCGCGUCUGCAUCGUCGGCUCGGGGAACUGGGGAUCAGCCAUAGCAAGAAUCAUUGGCAAAAAUGUCCAGAAGUCAAACAGAUUUGAUCCCACUGUCAAGAUGUGGGUAUUUGAAGAGAUCAUUAAUGGAAGAAAACUCUCAGAAAUCAUCAACCAGGAACAUGAAAAUGUUAAAUAUCUGCCUGGGUAUAAGAUACCCCACAACGUGGUGGCUGUGCCAGACGUGGCUGAAGCAGCAAACGGGGCAGACAUUUUAGUGUUUGUUCUGCCACAUCAAUUUAUUGGACGGAUCUGUGAGCAGAUUGCAGGACAGAUAAAACCUGGGACAUUUGGGAUAUCCCUGAUCAAGGGGAUUGAUGAGGGUCCUGAUGGCCUGAAGCUCAUCUCUGACCUCAUUCGAGAGCAGCUGAAGAUAGAGAUCAGUGUGCUGAUGGGGGCCAACAUAGCCAAAGAAGUGGCUGAUGAGAAGUUCUGUGAAACCACCAUUGGAUGCAAAAAUGAAACUCAAGGAGAAAUCUUUAAAGAAUUAAUGCAGACCCCCAAUUUCAGGAUUACUGUGGUGCUUGACACCGAUACAGUGGAGCUUUGUGGAGCCUUAAAAAACAUCGUGGCGGUGGGCGCGGGGUUCUGCGAUGGGCUGAGUUUCGGCGACAACACCAAGGCAGCAGUGAUACGCCUGGGCCUCAUGGAGAUGGUGGCCUUUGCCAAGAUGUUCUGCAAGGGACCAGUGUCAAUAGCCACCUUUCUGGAAAGCUGUGGGGUGGCUGAUCUCAUCACCACCUGCUACGGGGGACGCAACAGGAAAGUAGCAGAAGCCUUUGCUCGCACAGGAAAAUCCAUUGAGGAGCUGGAAAAGGAGAUGCUGAAUGGACAAAAGCUGCAAGGUCCUCAGACCUCAGCCGAAGUCUACAAAAUUCUGAAACAGAAGGAUUUGCUCCAUAAGUUUCCAUUAUUUACGACCAUCUACAAGAUCUGCUACGAGGGUCGAUCAAUCCAAGAUUUCAUCAUGUGCCUGCAGAACCACCCAGAGCAUAUGUAGAGAUCCCUUCUCCUCACCUGGCUGAAUUCUCACCUUCCUGGGACUUCUGUCCACUCCACAGCAAUUGAAAUAGAGAAGCAGGUUGUGUGACACUUGCUGUAAAAGCAACAAAGAAUGUAUUUAAUUCCCCUUGUCCUGGGGGUAAAAACAUCUGCCUUUAAUUUCAACAUUAUACCUAAGGAAUAGGAAACAAAUGUAAAACUUAACAUUAUUUCAUUUGAGUUAGUAAUGUGGGUAUUUCCCUAUAAUUAUUUUCUUGCUGACUGAAAACAGUUCCCCUUGUAAUUUCUACAACAGAGCUAAAUAGCUCACAUAAAACUUAAUGUUUUGCCUACAGUUACUUCUAGAAUGGCACAACACAUAGAAAAAUCAAAGAACUCAUUCAAACAGAUAAAUCAUAGUUUAAAAAAAAUCCAAGAGCAGUUAGAUGCAAUUGCAUGGACAAAUGCUAGAUUUCUGUAAUUCCCCUCAAACAUAAAUAACAUUUUGCAUUUUGGGACAUUUAGGCCUUCCUUGAUUUAGUUUCCCAGUAGAAGCUUCUUUGGAAAAAUAGGUACUAUUACUGUACUCAGACACACAAGAAUGUUCAUCAGAUGUAUAAAUAAAACAGUUUAAGGGGUGGGGGAAAGGAGAAGGGGUUUGGGAUGGGUGUAUUGUUUGUUUCAAAUCUGGGACACUAGGAACCCUCAAUAGUAAUCUGACCUUGAUUAAAUUUACUGUAUUCCUUUAAAAUACAGAAAAAACCAUCUGAAAUAACCAAAGACAAUUUUGUUAGCAUCAGAUUUUCUCAGCAAGUCCUCACCAUUAAUUUGAACCAGCUGAGAGGGGGGAAGUGGAAGUUGACAGAGAGAUGUACCCAGGGCUCAGCUUGCAGCUUGUGCACUUAUGGUGAUAUUUUGAGGGGGCAACCAGUAACAGUGACAAACUCUCUGUGAUACUUGACUUUUUAUACCUGUAUGGAGAUGACCGCUAUAGACGCACAGAACUCCUGUAAACUGGCAUUUCACACCAGGCUGCAUUCCUGGAACUCCACUGCUCCUUUCCAGACUGCAGAGUCGUGCCCUGAUCCCGCUCAAGCAGCACAUCUUACACUCCAGGAGAGAGAUCUCCCAUCUGCUUCUGAAUUUUAAACACAAACUGGGUUCACACACCAGGGGUUUUUAUUGUGCUACCAGUGGCGUGAAUUUUAGAAACAUUGAAGUUUUUUAACCUUAUAGCUGUAUUUGGGUAACUUUACAUACCUGAUGUUUUUCAGAGUUAAAAACAUCUACAAAAUGAACAGUGGCGCAUUUUAUAAGCUUUAAUCCCCUUUUGAAAUACUCCUAUUUUGAGAGAAGGCAAAAAAAAAAAAAAAGGAAGAGUAACCUACUUUUGCUGUGCUUUAUCAGAUUUUCUGAAAUAGCAGAGAGGAAGGCAAGUUUUUUUAAAUCUAUGUACUCGCUGUCAUAUUGCUUAGAGGAAAAAAAAUGAGCUAAUUAUCAAAUAAUUUCAACUAAUUUUAGAGAAAUUAUAGGUCUUUCACAUUUACCAGAGUAAUAUAUAUAUAUAACAAUGUAUUGUAAUUACAAAUAUAUUGUAAAAAAUCUCAGUCUCACAGCUAGCAAAGCUAGCUUGGGUACCAAAACCAGUGGCUGCAGCAUCCCUGAUCCUCCUGAACAGCAGCAAGGGUAGCUCAGCUCCUCCUGCUCAGACUCCAGGCACAGCUAACAGCUUGGGGCUCUGCAGAGCAACACCAACAUUCCUGCCACUGAAAUGGAAAUCAUGUGACCAAAUCCUUCCCACAAAGCAGGGAAUUUAUGCUCUUCAAUUUGAAGUGGAAAAGUACUUACACGUUGCACAGUUUUGAAGUAUCAAAUACAUGAGGAUGGGAUAGAGAAUUCAGGAACCUCCUUCCUUCACCAUCAGGCUGAAUUUCUGAUAAGUCAUGUAUGAGCUAAUAAUAACAUUGAAUAUUUUACAUUCAAAGUGUAUCAAAUAACAGUUUAAUAAAGUGAUCAAUAUACAGACUUGAUGUAAUUUCAUUUAUCAACAUUCUCACAAAAUAAAUGACUGUUGUAAUAGUG
Messenger RNA from Agelaius phoeniceus (red-winged blackbird), 3539 nucleotides. RefSeq names its product glycerol-3-phosphate dehydrogenase [NAD(+)], cytoplasmic-like. Gene Ontology annotation, cellular component: cytosol. Lineage: Eukaryota; Metazoa; Chordata; Aves; Passeriformes; Icteridae. Gene Ontology annotation, biological process: glycerol-3-phosphate catabolic process; carbohydrate metabolic process. Gene Ontology annotation, molecular function: NAD binding; glycerol-3-phosphate dehydrogenase [NAD(P)+] activity; protein homodimerization activity. The record is from RefSeq and is a predicted model, not a curated record.